Molecule: messenger RNA, 2883 nt
Organism: Centrocercus urophasianus (Greater sage-grouse)
Lineage: Eukaryota; Metazoa; Chordata; Aves; Galliformes; Phasianidae
Gene: ADCY1
Product: adenylate cyclase 1
Exons: 16
Coding region: 1-2883 (960 amino acids)
Biological process (GO): intracellular signal transduction; cAMP biosynthetic process; adenylate cyclase-activating G protein-coupled receptor signaling pathway
Molecular function (GO): adenylate cyclase activity
Source: RefSeq, a predicted model, not a curated record
AUGAAUGGCAAUGAUAUGGAGGAAAUACCGUUUCAUAAAGUCAAGACCAAGAGGAAGAAGUGCUUCCACUGCUGCUGCUCUCCGUCUGCUGCCGCGGUGGCGGGAGCGGGAGCCAGGCUGGGAGAACCUCCUCCCCUGCUGCUGCUGGAUGCCAUUGCCUGUGAAGAUGAGUUCGACUGCAAGGAGCUGGAAGCUCUUUUCCAGAGCUACAACCUGAAGCUGGAGCAGAAGUCUACCCUCAAAGCGCUGGCCGUUCUCAUCGUGCUCACCGCCAGCCUGGCCCUUGUGGAGCUGCUCUCUGGACCCAGCUUGACCAUUUCCAAAGGCUCGCACCCGGUGCACUGCAUCAUCUUCCUUUCUCUCUUUAUCGUCACUAACGUCAAGUACCUGCAGGUCACCCAGCUGCAGCAGAUCGUCAAGCUCACCUUGCUCUUUAGCUUCACCUUCUCCUUCCUCUGCUGCCCCUUCUCGCUAGGCGCCUACAGCAUGGAACCCCUCAGCGCCCCGGAGCAGGGCAUGUGGCAGCUCAUGCUGGUCACUUUCGUCUCGUAUUCACUGCUGCCCGUCCGGACCCUGCUGGCUAUCGUUUUCGGGCUCGUGGUGUCCGUCUCCCAUCUCAUCGUCACCGCCACCUCCGUCAGCGCCAAGCGGCAGCGACUCUGGAGGACGCUUGUGGCCAAUGCAAUUCUUUUUGUCAGUGUAAAUUUGUAUGGAGUCUUUGUGAGGAUCUUGACGGAAAGGGCUCAGAGGAAGGCGUUCCUUCAGGCCAGGAACUGCAUAGAGGACAGGCUGAGGCUGGAGGAUGAAAAUGAAAAACAGGAACGUCUCUUGAUGAGUCUUUUGCCUAGGAAUGUUGCAAUGGAAAUGAAGGAAGAUUUUUUGAAGCCUCCUGAAAGGAUUUUCCACAAGAUUUACAUUCAAAGGCAUGACAAUAUAUUUCCUGGACUGAUUCUAUCAGACAUUAAGCCCGCCAAAAGAAUGAAGUUCAAGACAGUCUGCUAUCUGCUUGUUCAGCUCAUGCACUGCCGUAAGAUGUUCAAAGCAGAGAUCCCUUUCUCCAAUGUCAUGACAUGCGAAGAUGAUGAUAAGAGGAGAGCAUUAAGGACAGCCUCUGAAAAGCUCAGGAAUCGUUCCUCUUUUUCUACCAAUGUUGUGUACAACACUCCAGGAACUCGAGUAAACAGAUACAUCAGUCGUUUGAUAGAGGCCCGGCAAACUGAGUCUGAGAUGGCUGACCUGAACUUCUUUACACUGAAGUAUAAACAAAUUGAGCGUGAAAAGAAAUACCACCAGCUUCAGGAUGAAUACUUCACCAGUGCUGUAGUUCUCUCACUAAUUCUAGCUGCCUUAUUUGGCCUUGUCUACCUUCUAAUAAUACCACAGAGUACCAUAGUUCUUGUUCUCCUGGUGUUCUGCAUAUGCUUCCUAGUGGCUUGUAUUAUGUACCUACAUGUCACAAGAGUACAAUGUUUUCCAGGGUGCCUAACAAUACAAAUUCGUACCAUUUUGUGUAUUUUUAUUGUGAUCUUAAUAUACUCUGUGGCUCAAGGAUGUGUGGUUGGAUGCAUGCCUUGGGUUUGGAAUACCAAUUCCAGCAGUUCUAUAGUUAUCAUUUCUCCUGGUGGAACAAAUAAAACAAUGAAUGAACUUCCAUGUGAUACAGCUCACUAUGCUUUCCUUUCCUGUGUAGUGGGGACUCUCACCUUGGCAAUAUUUCUACGUGUAUCUUCCUUGCCAAAAAUUAUACUGCUGCUUUUUGUUACUAUUUUGUACAUAGUUAUUCUGGAACUCAGUGGUUACAGAAAAGCAGUGGGGAGUGGAUCCUUUUAUAUGCGAGGCUAUGAACCAACACUAGCUAUUUUGCUAUUUUCUUGUGCUUUGGCACUGCAUUCAAGACAGGUGGACUUGAAGCUACGUCUGGACUACCUCUGGGCUGUGCAGGCAGAAGAAGAGAGAGAUGAUAUGGAGAGAGUCAAGCUGGAUAAUAAAAGAAUUCUCUUCAACCUAUUGCCAGCACAUGUUGCACAGCAUUUUCUUAUGUCUAAUCCAAGGAAUAUGGACCUUUACUACCAGUCUUAUUCACAAGUGGGAGUGAUGUUUGCUUCCAUCCCAAAUUUCAAUGAUUUCUACAUCGAACUGGAUGGCAAUAAUAUGGGAGUGGAGUGUUUACGCCUGUUAAAUGAAAUUAUUGCUGAUUUUGAUGAGCUUAUGGACAAAGAAUGUUAUAAGGACAUAGAAAAAAUCAAGACAAUUGGAAGUACAUAUAUGGCAGCUGUGGGACUUGUACCUACUUCAGGAACUAAGGCUAAAAAAUCAAUUUAUUCCCAUUUGAGUACACUCGCAGAUUUUGCAAUAGAGAUGUUUGAUGUUCUUGAUGAAAUCAACUAUCAGUCUUACAACGAUUUUGUCCUAAGAGUUGGUAUUAAUGUUGGGCCUGUAGUAGCUGGAGUCAUUGGAGCCAGAAGACCACAGUACGAUAUCUGGGGAAACACUGUAAAUGUUGCCAGCCGGAUGGAUAGUACUGGGGUGCAAGGGAAAAUUCAGGUGACAGAAGAAGUUCAGCGAAUAUUAAAGAGGUGCAGUUAUGAAUUUGUGUGCAGGGGUAAAGUCAGUGUAAAGGGAAAAGGUGAAAUGUUGACCUAUUUACUGGAAGGAAAGGCCAAUGGAAAUAAUUCACAGACACAGUCUUUAAACUUAGAGCGGAAAAUGUAUCCUUAUGGGAGAGCAAAUGUUCAAACAAAAUUGGGCACCAGCUGUCCAUCAGUGUCCUCAGUUGCUAGCUUAACUCCAAAAGCUGGCCUUGAAGCAGAUCAAGCAUCUACCACUCACACAAAUCAAACACUGCAUUAUCUUCCUUCUGUGCCAGCUGUGAAGGAGGCAUAG